AUGUCGCUGGGGCUUAUAAAAGAGCAAGUUUUCCAAAGAUUCGAGGCGUCUUCCAUGAUACGACACGAUCAGGAUCCGCGGUUCAUGAGUGAAGUGUUCACCAGGUUCCGAGAACUCUUAGGUAGCCGACAACGUGCUACACUCGGAUACCGCCCACAGGCGAAUGGACAGCAUGAGAGAUCCGUACAAACGGUCAUUCGGAGCGUUCGAGCGUAUGGCACCGAGAUGGAUCAAUCCGACUGGGAUGAUCACGCUGAGCGACUGAUGUUCCCCCUGAAUGUCUCGUUCGACGCGACUAGACUUGACACUCCUUUCUAUUUGGUUCAUGGUUGGGAUGCCCGAAGUACGUUCUCGGCAAUGUUAGGACCGAAACCUUCGAGCGUUCCUGAGCAUAGCGCCUAUGAGUGGCGACGGAAACUACAGCGUGAGUACAGCUAUGCACUCGCUUGCGCUGAGGAUCUCCAGAAGAAGGUUAAGAGGACGCGCUCGGACGAACAAACCCGGAAGUGGUUGGAGUUAUCAGAAAGGGUCAAAGCUGUAUAUGAAAUUCGGGAUGACUUCCGUGUGAGACUGAAGGUGAAAGAUACAUGUUAUCGUGUUAACCCUUGGGUACACAUUAGCCGACUCAAGCCGAGAGUAGUUUUCCCAAAGAGACCAACAGUCGAGGUUGAUGUUGCAGAUGAUGAUGAUUUCGAUGCGGCGCUGUUGCCUGAAGACAGUUGGGAGCCUGAUAGCUCGAAUGAUGUGUUUGAAGUGGAGUCAAAUCGGGAUAUACGAUGGAUGAAACGCACUCGAACUGCGAGACGAUCCCGAGAAUAUCUCGUCAAAUAG
Messenger RNA from Phytophthora megakarya, 831 nucleotides. NCBI's taxonomy places the organism in Eukaryota, Oomycota, Peronosporomycetes, Peronosporales, Peronosporaceae. The record is from the annotation of a GenBank genome assembly.